CAAGAACAGGACCGACGCCACUAAUCCUUCCCACCGGACUCUGACACUGCAGCGCAAGUACCGAGCGUACGACGUCCGAUGGACCUAUGUUGGGGUAAUGCGGGGAGAUAAACAUGAUGGAUCCCCCACGUCCAGCAGCACAUUAUACGACGAAGAGCCACCCACCAGCCGAAAUAAUACGACUGCAACUCUCGAAAGACCUGUCUGUAGCUUGUUACGUGCUGGCAAAGCCUCGAAAUCGCCGCAAUACUGCUCGCCUGCACUCUACAACUCCAGAAUCAUCCCGACGACCGUGCCUACGCUCGAAUUACAGGCAGCCAUGCCCGACAGACAGAUCCAGCUCGUCCGCCUCGCGCACGUCUUUUACAAGCACAAGAACAUCGAGGCCGCCCGCAAGUUCUACGAUGACUUCGGUUUCUUCGAGUUCCAGCGCACGGGAAACAGAACCUAUUAUCGCGGCUACGGCACAGAGCCGUUUGUGAUAUGCGCCAUCGAGGCGGCCGAGGAUGAGUUCGGAGGUCCGGCGUUCGUUGUAGAGUCGAUGGCGGACCUCGAGCAAGCCUCCAAAACGCUGCCAGACGCGACAGAAAUCUACGACCUCAAGGACGUGCCGGGGGGCGGUAAAUGUGUCAGCUUCAAGGACCCGGUCGACGGCUGGCCGCUCCAUCUCGUCUACGGCCAGACACCCGUCGAGAGAGCCGACCCGGGGUUUCCUAACCUCAAGUUCAACUUCCCGACAGAGAAGCACCGCGAGGUCAACCACAAGCAGCGCUUCACGAAGCGCCCGGCGCCGGUGCAUAAGCUCGGCCAUUUCGGCGUCUGCCUGACCAACUUUGACAAGGCGUACGAGUUCUACACCAGCCACUUCAACCUCUACCCCAGCGAGCUCGUCCACGCGCCGGACAACAAGGACAAGAAGGUGACAGUCUUCUUCCGCCUCGCGCGCGGUAAGGAAUUCGUCGACCACCACUGCUUCUUCUUCUUCGAGGGCCCCAAGUUCCAUGUGCACCACUCGUCGUUUGAGACGCACGACUUCGACACGCAGGUGCUUGGGCACGACUGGUUGAGAGAGCAGGGCCACAAGAGCUGCUGGGGCGUGGGCCGGCACAUCAUGGGCAGCCAGAUCUUCGACUACUGGUUCGACCCCUCGCGUUUCAUCAUGGAGCACUACGUCGAUGGCGACCUGCUCGACGACACAGAGGAGACGCACCACAACCCGGCAUCGCCGGACAAUCUCCACAUCUGGGGGCCCGAGGUGCCGGCCGACUUUUUGCAGUGAUCGGAUCCAGAGAGGGAGGAUUUUUCUUCUUUUCAUCGCCGCGAGAACAUGUGACAUAUCCUGUUUUAGCACGACACUGUCGUGAUGGCCUCCCUCAAGUGGAGCCAUUCACCCGGACCGAACGGAUGCGCAGUAGCCGGAAUAACAGGUCCUCUUGUCCUGCAUCGUGACGGUUCCGCACGCGUAUUGAGGCAUGCUGUCGCCCGGCACAUAGGUAGUAGUCUAGGAGAAUUAAGC
Colletotrichum destructivum is the source of this 1516-nucleotide messenger RNA. RefSeq names its product Putative glyoxalase/Bleomycin resistance protein/Dihydroxybiphenyl dioxygenase. Gene Ontology annotation, biological process: L-methylmalonyl-CoA metabolic process. Gene Ontology annotation, cellular component: mitochondrion. The transcript has 5 exons. The record is from RefSeq and is a predicted model, not a curated record. NCBI's taxonomy places the organism in Eukaryota, Fungi, Ascomycota, Sordariomycetes, Glomerellales, Glomerellaceae. Gene Ontology annotation, molecular function: methylmalonyl-CoA epimerase activity. The coding region runs from base 98 to 1279 and encodes 393 amino acids.